Haliotis rubra (blacklip abalone) is the source of this 3838-nucleotide messenger RNA. Its product is annotated as RNA demethylase ALKBH5-like. Bases 4 to 1089 code for a protein of 361 amino acids. Gene Ontology annotation, molecular function: oxidative RNA demethylase activity. Gene Ontology annotation, cellular component: nucleus. NCBI's taxonomy places the organism in Eukaryota, Metazoa, Mollusca, Gastropoda, Lepetellida, Haliotidae. The record is from RefSeq and is a predicted model, not a curated record. Gene Ontology annotation, biological process: mRNA processing; mRNA export from nucleus. The transcript has 3 exons.
AACAUGGCCGCCGACAGUAUUGUCGAUUUGCGACACAAGUUAAAACAUCAAUCAAAGCCCGCAAAAUCGGUCAAAAAACGCCACUCAGGGGGUCAGUAUGAUACUAUGUAUGCAGAUUUCUAUCAACCAUCCUCGAGAUAUGAAGAUCACGUAAAAAACGAAAGCGAGGAUGAAUUACGUAAACUUGACAACAGUAUUCAGCAACGUCGAAUUUUCUCAACAGCGCAGUGCGAAGAGAUCGAGAGAAAAAUUGACGAGGUUGUUGCUGAAGCCGAAGCAGGGGUGUACAAAGAUUGCACAGUCGACCGAGCACCAUUGAGAAACAAAUAUUUCUUUGGCGAAGGGUACACGUACGGAUCUCAGAUGGCAAAGAAGGGCCCUGGGCAGGAGAGGCUUUACCCGAAAGGGGAUGUAGAUGAAGUGCCCAAGUGGAUAGAAAAACUUGUGAUAAACCCCCUGUAUGACGCUGAAAUUGUUCCGAAAGGCUUCGUCAACAGUGCUGUGAUCAAUGACUAUAUGCCUGGGGGAUGCAUCGUCUCACACAUCGAUCCGCCUCAUAUAUUUGACCGCCCCAUCUUUUCGGUAUCUUUUUUUAGUGACAGCGCUCUAAGUUUUGGUUGCAGGUUCUCCUUUAAACCAAUCAGAGUGUCAAAGCCAGUCCUUACUUUGCCCAUUCAGCGAGGAUGUGUUACAGUCCUAAGUGGCUAUGCAGCUGAUGGCAUUACCCACUGCAUCCGACCUCAAGAUGUUGUUGCAAGGCGUGCUGUCAUUAUUUUGAGAAGAGUUUUACCUGACGCCCCUCGACUGGAUGAUGACCGGUCUUUCACGAGGAAACGUCAACAUGCGAGCGAUGAAUCAGACAGUGAAGAUGAAAAUCAAAGCCACUCAUAUAGAGUAGUCAUGCCACGUGCACAAGCUGCAAAGAGCCAGAAGCUUAAUCAAAAGCCUCCAAAAGUAAACUCUAAGGUUAUUUGCAUGAGCCACGGUAAUGGAGACAAGGAAGAGAAUAAUGACUCAGGUGAGGAGGACAUUGCCUCCCCCACCAAAAAGAUUGAGCGUGAAGUAAGAUUCUCCAACUGGAAGUCGUAACCUGUUUCUCAUCAAGUGCUUUACUCAGUUAAUAGUGUCAAAGUUUGUCAAGUGCCAAGUGUUGGAGACAGUUGUGUCUAGUUGGAACAUACUUUGCCUGGAUUUUGAAGUUUUAGUUUGUUUGUGUGUUGUUGUUUUUGUUUUGAAGCAAGCAGUGAAAAAUAUGGUUGAAGUGUCAGUACUUUACACAUAUUCUUCUUGACGUGUUUCGAAUACAUUGCAGUCAGACUGAUAGAAAUCAAGUAUUUGACAGCAUAGGCAUUGGUUACUUAUACCUACAAGGCAUUCCUGUUUUUCAAGAGUUUCUCAUUUACUUUCAUCAUGUUCAUGAGCUGUAUUUGUAUUGGUUUUCACAGUCAUAUGUUAUUACUAAAUAUAUUUUUAGUCUGAAUUAUUUCUCACUUCCCUAUUGUGUACUCACAAAAGUAUUAUAAGAUAAUGUCAUAUUUAGUUGCCUUGUUGUAGCAACAAGGUAUGUUCCAAUAUUGUUUUGAAGUCAGUUAUUGAUCUGCAUAUCCAUAAAUGAUGUUAAUGAUGUAGAGGGCUGUCAUUGAAUCAAAAAUUCAAGAUCAAUUUAUCUUAUGAAAAUUUCAGGAUAAAUACAGGAUUUUAUCCUGACUACCUCAGGUAGAUAUUGGGCCCAAAUGUCAGUCUCAAAAUUGGGAUUAAGAUUAAACUCAUGUGAAUGAGAAAGAGGCUUCAAUGUUUGGUUCUACAUUAAUGCAUUGAAUUCUGUGUUAAAAUACAUAAUAAGUGUACUAAAAACACCUUAAAAGAUCCAGUGGCACUUGUUAAAAAAAAUUCAACGCUCAAUUUCUCAAUAGGGAAUAAAGGUAAAUUGAAUAAAGCCUUUAUCAUAAUAAUUUAAGGACUAAUUUUAAGUUACUGCUGUUAAUGUAAAAGUUAAAACAUGGCUAGCAUAAGAACUACUUAUUCACUGUUUACCUGCAGUAUUUCGAAAAGAAAUGAUAUAAUGAAUGUGUCAUAAAAGUUAUUAUUUCAAUUAUUGCAUUGAUGAUACUUUUUUGUAUCAGUUGAUUGUGGAUACUGUGAUUUCAAUGACAGUCCUCAGCAUGUGAUGUACAUAUAAGUGUUUAUCAACCACAGUGUUGUUGGAAACACCCGAUGGGAGGGAGGACAACUAACCCCAGAUUAUUGCCACAAAGGACAACUACCACCUCAGAGUUAGUAGAAUUAUUCCCAACCAAAUUUGUUUUAUGAUUAAAUAUUAUAACCAAACACAUGUUUAUGAAAUAAUGUUUUAUCACAGCCUGCAAUUGUGCUGAGUGGCAAUUGUCCUAGGUGGAAAUUAUCCAGUGGCAAUUGUCCUGCUCCCCACUUGAUUGCAUAAUUCCCUCAUGGCAGCAGUGUGAUGUUUUUGAGUUGAGGCUGAAGAAAACAGUCUUUGGUUCCUAGGCACCUGUGCAGCAACAGAUUCACCCAGCAUGCACAGUGCUCCAGAUAAUGGGCAUAUUGGUGUAUGUACAGUGAAAAUAUAAGGAUCGACGUUACAAUUAAUGGUGUAUCAUGUACACGAGUAUAAUGGCCUGUGUGCCACUGUUAGGUUCUUACUGUCAUUUCCUUCAUGCUUCACUGUCUUAUGUUACAUUGUAAACUUGGUUUUUCCUCUUGCAAUGCAUUAUGAUCUACUACGUAAGAGGUAAAUCCUCGUUGCUAAGCAACUCUUCAUCAGCAGGAAAUGUGUUAACUUCACUUUGAUUGGCUAAAAAUUAUAACCACUUAGAACAUCACCUGUAUUCGUGAGUCUUUUCUAAUGUUCAUAUCUGAAAUUGCAUCGAAUUCACAGAAAACUAUCACAAGCUAAAUUGUUAAAGCAUACAUGUCUAUGCCAAGAUACUCAGUGAGUGAUGUGGUCAGUGAUAUUAUUGACAAUCUUAUAGACAGCAUUGUAUGAAAAUCUUGCUGAAAUCACAUGGAAACGAAGGUACAAGACAGUACUGAAUUGUGGCAAAAGUCAUUCCCAUGGCUUGGAUAUAGUGGCAGGACAUAAUAAACGUUUCUGAAAGUUGUGUAAGGGAAAGGAGACUAUCAUUGCUAUCAUUGCCAUACAGGGCCAGAGCAGAGAAACUGAAGUUACCUGGUGUCAGCUUAAUGAAUGGCUAGCAAACAUCUCAAAAGUUGAAUUUUUGUUUUUUAGUCUUAUCUACACUUAAUAAACAUGACAAAAUUUAUGAAAGCUGUACCAUUAAAUAGGUGGUGUUGCAGUGACUAACUGUAACACCACACAUUAACCAGUUAUUUUUGGGACACGAAUUCCUGCAUCCUAUACGCAUAAAAAUUGAUAACUGACACAAUGAAAAUUGAUUAAGCGUGUCCACAGGGACGCAGAAAAAGUCCAAAUACUUUUUGUAAAAAUAUUGAUCAAGUAAGAAUAAGUUAUCACCGAGUCUGCUACUAGCCGGGUUAUGGUAUCAUUUUCAAUGUAAUUACUGUAACAAUGUGAUGAUCAUGAUACACAAUAUAAUAACAGUAACUGAAUUACAACAGUAUCACAACAUAGCAUUAAUAAUGAUAUUUAAGUGUCUGGGAACCCCAUUAUGUAGUCCGGGACCCCUGAAAAUUAAAAGUAUGAGUCCCAGGGACCCUCAAAGACAGGACUUGAGAUAAAUCCCUGUUAACUGUUCAAUAAUCACUUAUAUUGUGAUAAUAAUUAAAUGCAGAGGUGAUGUGUACUUUCUGAUAUUGAAAUGCUGAAAAUAUAUCUGAGAAUAAAAGAACAAAUAAGAUA